GUGUGUGCGUGCACGCGAGUGUGCGUGUGUGCUUUUCUUCUUCCCUUGAAGAUGUGAAUGGCUUCUCAGCUAGGCUGGUCCUUGGGAUUCUUGACUUUGGGGAGCUGUGAGCCCAAACCACCCAUGUAAUUAUUCAUGUUGCAUGGUCGGUUAUACCAGGGGAAAAAAAGGCGCAACGGCACGGGGGUGGGGCAGAUCCACGAAACAUUCUGGAAAGGAGAAAUAGGAAGAGGGGAGAGGAAUAGAAAUAUGAAUAUUAAAAGACCUGAGAAGACUUUCGGAAUCUCCCGGCUGGCUGUUCCGUUUUCCGGCACGAACCUGGAUGUUUUCCACCUUUUCAAGUCAUCUUGGUGUUUCUCUAGUGUUUUGUAAGCCGCUUUCCAGCUAGCUGCGUGUGUGUAUGUGUGUUUGUGCGCGUGUGUAUGUGUGCGCGCCUAUCGGAUGCAUUUGACAGUCUUAUUUUCCAACUGCCCAGAAGCAAAUGUGUUAACUCAGAGAUGCCCCUCCAUGCCCAGGUUCUCGCAGAGCGCGGAGGACACCCAGACCCGUUUUCCUGGCUGGAUUCCGGGCGACUGCUUGGCUGUGGAGCCAGGUGUGUGGAUCACUUAAUCCAGAGGCUGGGAAAGUAGCUGUAUUAACCAGCUUCCAGGUACAUCGCAAGGUCAAGAGAGGGUCUGGCAGCUGUCUUAUUUUCCUGCAUCUUGACUUUCCUGUUUUGGUCAGAAGAAUAUGAACGUGUCUGUCCACGACAUUUGAAGCCCAAACUUCGGCACUUCCGCCUGGUUUACUGUAUAAACAAGGUAAUGAGGAUUGCUUUUCAAACUGCUUAACGAACCCCGACACUUCCAGAGUCCUUCCAGGACUCCCUUACUCCCCAGCGAAAUGUCACCAGCUUUUGAAUUCCAAGGAUUUGGGCUGCAGGAGAACUUGAAGGAAACGUGAUCAAGGGCUAUGUGAGAAAGCGACUGCUCUCUUUGCCGGUGGGCUGGUGAGCUUCGGAGCGGAUCUUGUGAAGGACCGGUCCUGUUUCUCCCUCCGGAUGCGGUUCUGGGAAUGCUUGUGCAAGAGUGAGUGCGCGCGCGCCAGGCUGAGAAUGUGAGAGCGUGUGUGAGCGUGUCUGUGUGUGUGUGUGUGUGUGUGUGUGUGCGCGGCCGCCCUGCUUCUGCCGGCUCCCCGGGCGCGGAUCCAUCGGUUUCAUGGGGCGAUUUGCGCUGAUUCCCCACCCAGUGCGACCUGCGGGCAGCGGCGGCAGUGGCAGGAGCCACCUCUCUGACUCCCUAGGAUGCGGGUGCUGAGCUAUGGCAAAGGGCAGCGAAGUGAUGAGAGAGACCCCAGUACAGCCGUGAAAGCCACCUGGAGCCACCUUGCCUGGAUCUUACCUGCAGGCAGAAAGUCCUCCUAUGACCGUCUUUCCCCCUAGAGGCACCAGUUACUUGCCUGAGAAGACAGCACACACUUAGGAUGCAGCAUCCAGGGGAACUUAGCUGGAUCUAAGCUGGAAGCCUUCACAGUACUGGCGAGCAUUCACAGGACUGGAAAGUGCUAUGAAGGCUGCUGGUGGAGAAAAGUCUUCCAUGAUGAUGUCCAGUUGUGAAUUAGUCCCUGUAUCCAUUCAGCCAGGUGUUGAGGAGAGAUGUAGUAGCUGAUGGCCCUUCCCUCCGACACAAUUCUCAGCACCAGCUUUGGAGAUGCGUUCACCCUGUUGGUCUUCUGCAGUAGCCAGGACGAGUGCUGACUUCUUCAUGGUAGCGAGGAACUCUUCAUGCUCCAGAAGCUCUUAAACUUGAUCUACAAUGGAAAAAUUCCUUUUUUGCCUGUUUCUCAUUGGCAUAGCUGUGCGAGCUCAGAUCUGUCCAAAGCGUUGUGUCUGUCAGAUUUUGUCUCCUAAUCUUGCAACUCUUUGUGCCAAGAAAGGGCUUCUGUUUGUUCCACCAAACAUUGACAGAAGAACUGUGGAGCUACGGUUGGCAGACAACUUUGUUACAAACAUCAAGAGGAAAGAUUUCGCCAAUAUGACCAGCUUGGUGGACCUGACUCUAUCCAGGAAUACAAUAAGUUUUAUUACACCCCAUGCUUUUGCUGAUCUACGAAAUUUAAGAGCAUUGCAUUUGAAUAGCAACAGAUUGACUAAAAUUACAAAUGAUAUGUUCAGUGGGCUUUCCAAUCUCCAUCAUUUGAUAUUGAACAACAAUCAGCUGACUUUAAUUUCUUCCACAGCAUUCGACGAUGUUUUUGCUCUGGAGGAGCUGGACCUGUCCUAUAAUAAUCUAGAAACAAUCCCCUGGGAUGCUGUAGAAAAGAUGGUGAGCUUGCACACUCUUAGUUUGGAUCACAACAUGAUUGACAAUAUUCCUAAGGGAACGUUCUCCCACUUGCACAAGAUGACUCGACUAGAUGUAACAUCGAAUAAGUUACAAAAGCUGCCCCCUGACCCUCUCUUUCAGCGAGCACAGGUGCUGGCCACCUCAGGAAUCAUAAGUCCAUCGACUUUUGCAUUGAGUUUCGGUGGGAACCCCUUGCAUUGCAAUUGUGAGCUGUUGUGGCUGAGGCGGUUGUCCAGAGAAGAUGACCUCGAGACCUGUGCUUCUCCUGCACUUUUAACUGGCCGUUAUUUUUGGUCAAUUCCCGAAGAAGAGUUUUUGUGUGAGCCUCCGCUCAUUACUCGUCAUACACACGAGAUGCGAGUCUUGGAGGGUCAAAGGGCAACGCUGAGGUGCAAAGCUAGAGGAGACCCUGAACCUGCUAUUCACUGGAUUUCUCCUGAAGGGAAACUUAUUUCAAAUGCAACAAGAUCUCUGGUGUAUGAUAAUGGAACACUUGACAUCCUUAUAACAACGGUAAAAGAUACAGGUGCUUUUACCUGUAUUGCUUCCAAUCCUGCAGGGGAAGCAACACAAACCGUGGAUCUUCAUAUAAUUAAACUCCCUCACCUACUAAACAGUACCAAUCAUAUCCACGAGCCUGAUCCUGGUUCUUCAGAUAUCUCCACGUCUACUAAGUCAGGUUCAAACGCUAGCAGUAGCAACGGUGAUACUAAAAUGAGUCAAGACAAAAUUGUGGUGGCAGAAGCCACUUCCUCAACAGCACUCCUUAAAUUUAAUUUUCAAAGAAAUAUUCCAGGAAUUCGGAUGUUUCAAAUCCAGUACAAUGGUACUUAUGAUGACACCCUUGUUUACAGAAUGAUACCUCCUACGAGCAAAACGUUUCUGGUCAAUAAUCUGGCUUCAGGAACUAUGUAUGACUUGUGUGUAUUGGCCAUAUAUGAUGAUGGCAUCACUUCCCUCACUGCCACAAGAGUCGUGGGCUGCAUCCAGUUUACUACAGAACAGGAUUACGUCCGUUGCCACUUUAUGCAGUCCCAGUUUUUGGGUGGAACCAUGAUUAUUAUCAUUGGUGGAAUCAUUGUUGCCUCUGUGUUGGUUUUCAUCAUCAUAUUAAUGAUCCGGUAUAAGGUCUGUAACAACAACGGGCACCACAAAGUCACCAAGGUUAGCAACGUUUAUUCUCAAACUAACGGGGCUCAGAUGCAAGGGUGCAGUGUCACACUGCCCCAGUCCAUGUCCAAACAAGCCAUGGGCCAUGAAGAGAAUGCCCAGUGCUGUAAAGUUGCCAGUGACAAUGUGAUUCAGUCUUCAGACACAUGUUCAAGCCAGGACUCCUCCACCGCUACCUCUGCUUUGCCUCCUACCUGGACUUCAAGUGCAUCUGUGUCUCAAAAGCAGAAACGAAAGACCAGUACGAAGCCAAGUGCUGAGCCGCAGAGCGACGCUGUCACAAAUGCUGAGUCCCAGAACACUAACAGGAACAACUCAACUGCCUUGCAGUUAGCUAGCUGCCCUCCUGCCACUGUCACAGAGGGGCCCACUUCUCAAAGAGCACAAACCAAGCCAAAUGCUUUGCUGACUAAUGUUGACCAGAAUGUCCAGGAAACACAGAGGCUGGAGUCCAUAUGAAGAGCACCGCUUCUCUCUCUCGAAAACAGUUGUCCCUGAUCUUUUUUACUGGAUAAAAUUUGAAAAUGUUUCAGUUCACAAUGACAUAUUGUUGAACUGCUGUCCUUGAAGGAUUUGCUCAUGGGAGCCAAAAUGACGACAUCUCUGAUGCGGUGGAACUGGCUCUCUCACACCAUGAUUCAUCCCCUUUUAAAACCAAAUUUUUUUCUUCUGAUCUACAAAUAUUUUUUUUAAGAAAGGAAAAAGAACAAAGCCUUCAUUGGCAUUAAGUUCUGUAUCAAUCCAUCCUACAUUGCCAUCCAUGAUUUAACAGACUGUAGAAUCUUGAAUAAUCUAUAUCACUUUAACAAAUAAAUGUUUUACUAUGACACAA
This is a messenger RNA of Onychomys torridus (southern grasshopper mouse), 4326 nucleotides long. It is a transcript of the gene Lrfn5, whose product is annotated as leucine rich repeat and fibronectin type III domain containing 5. The transcript has 7 exons. The record is from RefSeq and is a predicted model, not a curated record. Gene Ontology annotation, molecular function: protein binding. The coding region runs from base 1794 to 3953 and encodes 719 amino acids. Lineage: Eukaryota; Metazoa; Chordata; Mammalia; Rodentia; Cricetidae.